Alternaria alternata is the source of this 939-nucleotide messenger RNA. RefSeq lists its product as hypothetical. The transcript has 2 exons. Gene Ontology annotation, molecular function: ATP binding; protein serine/threonine kinase activity. NCBI's taxonomy places the organism in Eukaryota, Fungi, Ascomycota, Dothideomycetes, Pleosporales, Pleosporaceae. Gene Ontology annotation, biological process: peptidyl-serine phosphorylation; peptidyl-threonine phosphorylation. The coding region runs from base 1 to 939 and encodes 312 amino acids. The record is from RefSeq and is a predicted model, not a curated record.
AUGCAAAUAGUAGGCCACCGUACUUACCACGAGAACGCUAUCCCCCAGACAUGGGUAUUGGCUCACCAAAACGGACGACUGUAUCACGGAAUCAAGGAAGGCACCAUGUCCAACAGUCAAGCCGACUGCACUGACUUUUCGCUCUGGAGAGAUCCAGAAACCUGUUUGCCACCUCCCGAACUCGAUCCCGCCAACUUAUAUCCAAAGGUUCUGCCUCGUUAUAACCUCUUCCACCCCCAUAAACAUAAACAAGGUGCUAUACUGAAGCCGGAUCGUCGGUAUCUUUGGCAGGCCCUCAACACAACUUUUGUAGCACAUACCACUGCGCGGGAAAUUGAUGCUUGUCAGAUGCUCGAUUUGCAGCCGCAUAAAAGCAUUUACAAGUAUUACGGUGUAGAGACUAGCAGUGUGCUCCGAUUUAAGUACCGCAACGAGACCAUCAACAUAACCAUGGACCAGGAGCGUGUCUUGAACCUAGUGUUCGAGAAGUACGAUUGUAACCUUCGGGAAGCAAUCGAACGUGGCUAUCCUGUACACAUCCGGGAUUGCUUGCAAUCAAUAGCUGCGGGUACAGAGCACAUGCACUCCCCGAAGCUCGUUCAUGGGGAUGUCAAACCCGAGAACAUACUUGUCAAGUGGUCAAACAGCGGACAUGAUGCGAUAGCGUUGCGGUAUGUUAUAGGAGACUUUGACAGCACCCAAUUGAAGGGUUCAGUGAUCGGUGGCAAAUACGGGACUCCGUUCUGGUCGCGAGACAAGAAACCUGGAGUAGACAUUGUGGAAGAAGACGAUGACUGGUUCGGUUUUGAUCAGCUGAGGAAGUGGUUGGUGUGUUUUACCACUGACUCGCGCCAGAAAUCGGAAGACUAUAGGAGAAUCGGGAAAAGGAUUGGAGGAACGGAUGCUAGGGAGAGCACAAUCACCUAUAGCUCUGUUUGA